AUGGCACGCCACUCUAGCUGCAACAGCAGCGAGGAUGACCAGGAAGCCGCACGCUCCGCACUCGAGAUCCGCCGCGAGAAGAAUCGCAUCAAGCAGCGUAACCUCCGUCAGCGCCGCGCUACUCAGAUGGCCGACCUAGAGACCACUGUAAACUCGCUUCGCAACAAGGCCCAUGACGUCGAGGACCGCCUCAACAUGCUCGAGGCCCGUGAAGCUAGCCUUCAGGCUUGGGUCAGAGAGCUCGAGAACGCCAUGAUCGCACAGGGCCACCGCGAACAGGUAGACACUCUGCGUCGUGUCUGGGGUCAGUCGGCAGGCAUGAUGCCCGCGCCCCACCACCCCCACGCCCUCUCUGGCGUUACCGACAACACUGGUUCUCGCGUCGACCCACUUGCGACCCUCGCUUCCGCUGCCUCGACCUUUCAAAACCCCCGCGCGGCCCACUCCUACCCCAUGCGCUCCCACAAUGAUGACGAUGACACUGCUGCUUCGCGCAAGCGUAGGCGUGACGACGACUAUGAAUACGGUGCUGGUGCUGGCGCUGGCGCUGGUCCUGGUGUUGGUGCCAACCGCGGCGACCGCCUUGCCUCGCCCAGCCGUAUGCGCAUUUCCGACCUCGUCCUCCCCCUCCCUAGGCCAACGGGUUCGGCGCCGGUUCUGCACCAGCCUCACCCUUUCCCCGCUUGGACUGCACACCUUCCAGCGAUCGACCAGGGGUUUGCCGGCUACGAGGACAAGCCGAGGCUCAACUCGGACGCGCGCAACGUUACGCCUUCUGACCGUCGUCCUCUUUCGUCUUCGAGCAACAACACGGCACGCACAUGGUCGUCGCCGGUGCAGUCGUUUGAGAUUCGUCUCUGA
This is a messenger RNA of Cutaneotrichosporon oleaginosum, 861 nucleotides long. RefSeq lists its product as uncharacterized. The record is from RefSeq and is a predicted model, not a curated record. NCBI's taxonomy places the organism in Eukaryota, Fungi, Basidiomycota, Tremellomycetes, Trichosporonales, Trichosporonaceae. Gene Ontology annotation, biological process: regulation of DNA-templated transcription. Gene Ontology annotation, molecular function: DNA-binding transcription factor activity.